Acaulospora morrowiae is the source of this 351-nucleotide messenger RNA. The record is from the annotation of a GenBank genome assembly. NCBI's taxonomy places the organism in Eukaryota, Fungi, Glomeromycota, Glomeromycetes, Diversisporales, Acaulosporaceae.
AUGGCUAGGUAUUUUCCUGCAUUAGAUUUAUUGUUUGAUUCUCUAGAUAAUUACUCUUUAUGUGAAAAACACUACAAUCAUAUUAUCACCAGAAAGUGUUUUAUUGGACAAUUAGUUAAACAGAAUAAUUUAACUCAAGUAUACUUUCCAAAUUCAAUAUAUGAAAUGCUUGUAAAAAGAAUUGACGAGUUGGAGAACCUUAAUAGACAAUUACUAUUAAAAAAUGAAAUACUACGAGGACAGUUGUUAGAUGACCAACAAGAUUGCAUUAAGUUCAUAAUGGAGAUUGCAAAAAAGAAACUAAGUAAUAUAUACAGUGAUAUAACAAGUUUAAUUGAAAAUCAAAAGUGA